AUGCCUACUGAACAUGCCUUCGACUUGUACACCAAGUCAGCGAGCAAGAAAAAGUCUCACAGGUGCCAGUCUGGGGAGGGCUGCAGUAAUCAACCCGCGAAGAAGCCUCGAACAGACGACCCCCAUGCGUCUACUCCAACAAAGGAGACAACUCCUCCACCAGCUCCUGCCAGGGAGGCGACUCCCCCGACUCCAACAAACCCAAAUCCUCCAUCUCCGGUCGGACAGACUCCUCCUCCAGCUCCAAUCGACCCUAUGCCUCCAACAUCGACCGUCCAGCAGUCGGCUGGUUGUCGGGAAGAAGCCUCAGGAGACGACCUCACAGGCGUGGUGCUCAACUCAGCCAAAGAUAGGCUAUCGAAGGGGGUGCUUAUCCUGACCUCUGGCUGGCGUUUUUUGAGAACACAGAAUGCUCAGUUUGAGAAGAAACUAAGCGAUCAAAUUAGUGCUGCUGAGGCUCAAUACACCGAGCAACUCAAGGCGUCUGAGGUUACUUAUGUCAAGCUGCUGAAGGCAAUCGAGGUGAAACAUUCUGAGGACCUCAAAGAGGCGAAGGCGAAGCAUACCGAGGCUCUUAAAAAAGCCGAGGCGAAGCACCUCGAGGUGCUGCAAGUGACCGAGGCCACAAUUGCUUCUCUCGAAGAGGAGCUGAAGAGGAAGGAUGCAAGUAUUGAUAAGAUCACUGCAUCCAAGGAGCAGUACAAGGAGGUCUCGCUCAUGAAUUAUCGGGAAGCCCACAAGCUUCAAGAUGAGCUAGCAAUAAGCCGCCAAGAGGUUGCUGCUUUAGAGGAACAGAACGCCCGCAACCUUGAAGACUAUGAGGGGGCAACGUUCGAGUGCUUCUACUUGUUCUGGAAGAAUAAUACCACUGCCAACUUUUCCUAUCUCCCAGACCAUAUCAGAGAGGCGGAGCUGGCUAGGUGCAUUGCUCGCCUGGAGGAAGAGACAAUUAAAAGGUCUCCAGAAAUUGCUCUAGCAACCGGCAUCGAAGGCGCCUGA
This is a messenger RNA of Humulus lupulus (European hop), 999 nucleotides long. RefSeq lists its product as uncharacterized. Bases 1 to 999 code for a protein of 332 amino acids. Lineage: Eukaryota; Viridiplantae; Streptophyta; Magnoliopsida; Rosales; Cannabaceae. The transcript has 2 exons. The record is from RefSeq and is a predicted model, not a curated record.